This is a messenger RNA of Gracilinanus agilis (Agile Gracile Mouse Opossum), 1045 nucleotides long. RefSeq names its product trafficking protein particle complex subunit 6B (gene TRAPPC6B). Gene Ontology annotation, cellular component: trans-Golgi network; TRAPP complex; cis-Golgi network. The coding region runs from base 242 to 718 and encodes 158 amino acids. Gene Ontology annotation, biological process: endoplasmic reticulum to Golgi vesicle-mediated transport; regulation of GTPase activity. The transcript is spliced from 6 exons. The record is from RefSeq and is a predicted model, not a curated record. Lineage: Eukaryota; Metazoa; Chordata; Mammalia; Didelphimorphia; Didelphidae.
UGGGUCCUUCUCCGGUGCAUGGGUCGCAGCCCCGCCUGCGGCUGGGCGUCCCGGUUUGGUGCGGGCGCCUCGGAGGACGCUGUGAAGCACCCCUCCCCUCCCCGGCCCCCCCGCCGCCCGCGGGACCGGGCUCUGGCGCAGUGGGGCCCGGAGGCGGCGCAUCCAACCGCGACAUUGGCAGUCGUGCUCGGGUCCUGACCUCCGCCCUCCUGGGGUCCCCAGAGCCCAGAAGAAGCAGGAAAUGGCAGACGAGGCACUUUUCUUGCUUCUCCACAACGAGAUGGUGACUGGCGUCUACAAGUCCGCGGAGCAGGGGGAAGUGGAAAAUGGAAGGUGCAUUACUAAGCUGGAGAACAUGGGUUUUAGAGUGGGACAAGGAUUGAUAGAAAGGUUUACAAAAGACACUGCAAGGUUCAAGGAUGAGUUAGAUAUCAUGAAGUUCAUUUGCAAAGAUUUUUGGACCACUGUUUUCAAGAAACAAAUUGAUAAUCUAAGGACAAAUCAUCAGGGUAUCUAUGUGCUUCAAGACAACAAAUUUCGACUCCUGACUCAGAUGUCUUCAGGAAAACAGUAUUUAGAUCAUGCACCUAAGUAUUUAGCAUUUACAUGUGGCUUAAUCAGAGGUGGCUUAUCAAAUUUGGGAAUAAAAAGUAUUGUGACGGCUGAAGUGUCAGCAAUGCCAGCAUGUAAAUUUCAAGUGAUGAUACAGAAGAUGUAGCAUGUUCUCAAAUGCUUCUACGAUAUAAAGAAAUUACUUUAUUCAUGUAUAAAGAUUUUUGAGUAGUUAACUUUUGACUUACUGGCAUUGUCAUAAGUUUCUACAGUACAUUGAUUCAUGUAAGCUAUAUGUUAAUUUAUUAGAUGAUGUAAUAUUCACUCUCAAAUAAAAUUACCAUACAAUAGUUUAUAUAUUAUCUGAUAGAAUGGGAGAGUUUCAAAGAAAAUUUUACUGAGACACUACACUGCACCUGUAUUACAGUAUGCCACAUGCAACUUUUAUUUCAUGAAAAAAGUUAUUAAAUAAGCACACAACAAUGUAAAAAUA